UGGCGGCGGAGCUACGCGCUGGAAAACGAAAGGUGAAACGUGUUUUUAACAACUGAGUGCGUUCAUCUUUUAUAUGGCUAACCACACAAAUAUUAUGCAUAUACCUUGUCUAAUUUUCCAGGAGGAGCCAUGGCUCAGAUAGGGAGUCCAAGAGUAUUAAAUGCUUAUUUUAAGGGCAGACCUAAUUAGGCCAAAGGAAGUCGUACCUCAGUUUACCGUCGGCCGCCCGCAUGUAUAUUUACCACCGCAUGAAAAAUUUCAUUAUUUAAAAAAAUUCCAUUAUUGUCUUUACUUUCCCUUUAGAGAAUGAAAAUAUGAAGUAAUGACUCAAAGAAUAUCUUAAUAAACCCCUCUGACAUGCUUCGCACAUCACUUACUACUACACCAUCAUCACUGAGGAUUUCCAACAACAACUCGAAUCACCGCGCAUGUCGUCAUGCUUUAAAAUAAAUAAAUAAAAAAUAAUUAAAUAUUCAAUAUACAUGAAUGAUGAACAUAUUCAUCACAGUUCCACAAAGAAAGAAAUGAAAUAUUCUCAAUGCAUCCUAUUUCGAAAAAGCUAUUGCGUAAUUUCGAUUGUGGUCGCAAUCGAUCGAAAGUGUUCUUUUUUUGAAUGUUUUCAAUGUAAUGUAAUGUGUUAAUUUAAAUUCUGAAGGGCCUUUGUUCCAAUGCGUGCAUACAAAGUCGUGCGAUCAAGCCUUGCCUCAUUUAGAUAUAUGUCCCAGUCUCCAGAGGUUGUCUUUCGGCGCUGUAGUUCCGGUUCGGGCUCCGAGGGUUUCUGGUUCAAGUUAGCUAGACGGAGGGGCAAAAUAAUGAAUAAUGAAAAUUUCCGCAUGAUACACCUGAGAUACAGACGACGGUAAACUGAGGUACAAAUUCCUUUGGCUUUAGGGUCCCUGCUGCUUCCUAUACCAUACAAUCCGUCAUGCAACAUCCAACAGCCCACACAGUUUGCCAUCUCCCUAAUUUCCCUCACAUGGCUUGGGUUAGCCUAGGGCCAUGGUAACAUUCACUCGCUCAUAUUGAACCACUUCCAAGGAGAAUCAAGAAUGCUGAUAAGCCGCAAACGCCUGCAUAUAUACGAGCAAGUUUGGGCGACUUUUCGAAUAAAAUUGGCGGUUGUUCCCCGAAACACACUUUGCUGAGCUCGCUCGGAACAUUCCCGAAAUGCAGUUCCUUGUAACAAACCAUACGGACAAUAGUUGGGAAGAUAAAGGAGUUAAUAAAGUUUAUAUAUGUAUAAGUUAUUUAUAAAGUAAACUUUAUCAAAAACCAACAAAAACAGUUCUUUUAAGAACUUCACUACCACAUAGAAGUUUAUUUUAAUUUUUAAGUGUUUUUGAAUUAUAUUAGUGUCUGUUUUUUUGUUUGUUUUUCGGGCAUUGUGUGGGCCAAUGUGCGUUUUUUCAGGCACUUGAAUUUUUUUCAAAACGCCGAACUCGCUCGAAAACGCCUGCACUUUUUGCGGCGUAUGCAGCUUAUCGUCACCCUUGUGGAGAAUCGUGCACACCGAUCCACUGCAUAAAGUGAUAUAACCACUAAGGCUGCCAUCAAAAGCAUGUUAUGUUUGCGUCCUCCGACUGACUCACUUUUCGUUAUAAAAACUCAGUAAGUCAAAAAAAAAUGAAAAUUCUUUUCUUUCAAUCCAAACGCAAUAUAAGGUCACGAAAUUUGGGUUACCACAACUUUUAAGUAGCGUGAACGAUUUCAUAUUUUUCACAAAUAUAUUUUAGGAUUUACUUACAGUCAUUGUUUACAGAAAGAAGAGAAAAUUCGCCUCACAAGAAUUCACUGUCUAAUUAGGAAACCUCCCUUUCAAGCUCAAUUUUUGUCAGUCAACGUUGUUCCCAUGGUUUUCGCUUGUAUUGCCGUAUAAAUGCGAAGCAGGAAAAUAUAGCACUGAGUAGUGAAGCGCAGUCCCCUAUCGAAGUAACAUACGGACGUAACAACCAUAAUUCGGAGGACCGCUGAAAAGUUAUACCUUGCAUACUGGUUAAAUAAAUUAUAAAACAAUGAAGCGAAAACCUGGUAACAAGUUAUCUUCAAAUAUAAAGAAGAAAAGAGUAAAUAAGGCAUCUGAAAGCAAGCUGGAGAGCAAAACUGAAGAAAGUGAUGUGCCCAUAACAACAGAUACCUCAGAUUCUUUUCGGCAGCUGCUUUCCUCGCUAAAAUCAAGCAGAAAGAUACUUAAAAGUCUUAUUACUAACAAUGAUGAAAAGAACGAAGUUGAAAAAGAUUCAGAGGUCAGCAGUAGUGAAGAGAGUGAAGACGAGAACGAUGUCCUUAAAAGUGAUGAUAAUGAAAGUGAAGAAGAAAGCGAGGAUGAAGAUGGUGAAGAAGAAAAUGAUUUUAAAGAUUCAUUUAAAUGUCAUUUUGAAUUUAAUGUUCCUGAGGAGUGUAUGACAGAAAUGCAAAAGAUGAAAAAUAUAUAUAGCAAUAAAACAACAAGGAGUUUGAAUAAUUGGCGUACACAAGAAUUAUUCUAUAUACCAGAUGAAAUUAGCAGCAAAAUUAAGGAUCAUCUCAUAUUGUUAAAUGAACAUGGAAAAAAAUUGCUACAAGAAGCUUGCUCUAGAGAGAAUGUUAUAAAGAAUUGGGAGGUUGUCAAUAAGACUAAGAAAAAAGAAAUCUUAACCCCUCUGCAAGAAGAGCUUUUUCAAAUAAUGGGUUGUUAUAAAGAUUUAUUCUUUUUUGACCGCAACCUUUCGAAUGGAGAAGAAGUACGAAGACUAUAUUGUAUGCAUGCUGUUAACCAUGUUCUUAAGACACGAUCUCGAAUUCUGAAAAAUAAUGCAAAAAUUACUCAAGCAGAAAAGGAUAACAAGGAAAUAGAUGAUUGUCGAGACCAGGGGUUAACAAGACCUAAAAUUUUGAUAUUGGUGCCUUUUAAAGAUUCCUGCUUGCAAAUUGUUAACUGCAUAAUUAAGCUGGUGUUUAAUGCUGGAACAAAGGGACAAGUGAUGCAAAAGAAAAGAUUUCUUAAGGAAUUUUCACCUGACCCUGAGGAAGCAGAGUCACAAGCAAACAGACCGGAUGAUUUUAAAAAGAUGUUCAAGGGAAACAUUGAUGAUUGUUUUCGACUUGGUAUAUCAAUGUCAAAGAAUACUGUAAAGCUAUUUUCGCCGUUUUACAUGUCAGACAUUAUUGUUGCCUCACCUCUUGGCUUACGCACAAUAAUCGGUUCAGAGGGAGAAAAACAAGAUUUUGACUUUCUGUCGUCUAUUGAAAUGUUGAUAGCGGAUCAGGCGGAUGUAUUUUUGAUGCAGAAUUGGGAGCAUGUCUUGCAUAUCUUUGACUAUUUGCAUCUGACACCAAAAAAAUCACACGAUACAGAUUUUUCAAGAGUUCGUAUGUGGAACGUGAAUGGAUGGUCCAAGUAUUAUCGUCAAACAUUAUGGUUCAGUUCCAUACAAACUCCAGAGAUGAGUAGCAUAUGCAAUAAAUUUUCACAUAAUUAUAACGGUAAAGUGAAACUUCUCCCGAAGGAUGUGCAUGGAUCAGUUGAACAAAUUGCUUACCAGACCCCACAGAUAUUUCAACUUAUUGGUAGUUGUGUUUAUGCUGAAGUUGCUGAUAAAAGAUUUGAAUACUUUAUCAACAAGGUCUUACCAAGUUUCAAGGGUCAGCUCUCCAACAACACAGCAAUAUUUAUUCCAUCCUAUUUCGAUUUCGUGCGAGUACGGAACCACUUUAAAAAAGAAGGAUUGAGUUUCGUGCAAAUAUCUGAGUAUUCGAAGCGUUCGAACAUUUCUCGCGCGAGGAAUUUAUUCCACGAAAAGAAAAAACAUUUUCUCUUGUUUACUGAAAGAUUUUACUUUUUCUACAGAUAUCGCAUUCGAGGAAUUAAGCACAUUAUUUUCUAUGAACUUCCACACUAUCCCACAUUUUAUUCUGAAAUUAUAAACUUUAUGGAGUCUUCCGCGCAACAAUCUGCUUCCGCAGCUUCAUGCACCAUUUUGUAUAGUCGUUUUGAUGGAUAUAAACUAGAGGCCAUUGUUGGAAGCACUAGAUGCAAGCAAAUGAUGUCGUCAAAGAAAGAUGUGCACAUGGUUGUGACGGGAAGCUGAGAAAAAAGCUAUUACUUGAAACUUUUUUGUCUUUUAGAGAUGGUAAUGUGAUUGAAUACAUAAAGUUCGAGUAUAAUUUACUUUGCUUUUAUUUUUGCAAAUUUUUACCACCCACUGUUUGCCAAAGUAGACUUUACUACACGUUUUUUUUUAAUAAGAAGCCUGUUUUUAGGAACCUAGGUGCAGCAUCAAAAUAAUUAAGAAAAGUUCAGUACUUAAACCUUUUUAGCUUUAAAAGAUUGAGAAAAAAAUAUAUGUUAUUCCAAACUUUUUAAGACCCUGAGAGCAUUCUCUACGGUUUUUGACAGUACGAAGUCUGGAAGGAAUGUUUUACUCAAAAAAAGAGAGGCAUUGACCAUUGGCUUUUCGUAAAGUUGUCUUUAGGAAACGUUACAAAUGUUAGCACUACAUGUUCUUGGUUCUUGUGACUAGCGGAUUUUUAUUUUCAACAAUUACAUCAAAAUUUUAAACAUAUAUGUUUUUUACAAGCAUAACGCUUAUAAGAUUAUGCAGGCUCGUAUAGAAGAAUUUUUUUUGAGCAUAUACUACAAGCAUAGUUUAGCCUUGGUAAAUCCUUCUGAUGCGUAUUUUUGUGCGUCAUGGAUAUUUUAAUUCGACAAAGAACUGUUCAUUUCUUUAUUUUGGUGAAGUGAAUCAAAGCUCUUUGUGCCAACGUUUUCUUUUUAUUAUAAAAACCAUGCUGAUAUUUUUAUGAAGAAAAUAAAUUUAUGGUGCACGUGUCUUGUAACAUUAAUGUUUUUAUUUGCUCCCCCGGUAAGCAUAAUAUAAUCACACUUCGAGCCUGA
Hydractinia symbiolongicarpus is the source of this 4873-nucleotide messenger RNA. Its product is annotated as U3 small nucleolar RNA-associated protein 25 homolog. Gene Ontology annotation, molecular function: rRNA binding; U3 snoRNA binding. The coding region runs from base 2013 to 4067 and encodes 684 amino acids. Gene Ontology annotation, biological process: maturation of SSU-rRNA from tricistronic rRNA transcript (SSU-rRNA, 5.8S rRNA, LSU-rRNA). The record is from RefSeq and is a predicted model, not a curated record. Gene Ontology annotation, cellular component: small-subunit processome; nucleolus. The transcript is spliced from 21 exons. NCBI's taxonomy places the organism in Eukaryota, Metazoa, Cnidaria, Hydrozoa, Anthoathecata, Hydractiniidae.